CCACGGCAUUAGUGCUGGUUGGAGGGAGAGGGGGGUGUGGAGCCAGCCAGGCCGCCUGUUCCCACAGCCGCAAGCUGAGCGUGCUGCCAUGGCGCUGGCCAGGCCGGGGACCCUGGCCCCCAGGCCCCAGGCCCCUCUCCUGCUGCAGCUGCUGCUCUUGAGUCCUGCCCUGGCCCUCCUGGGUGGAACGGUGCCAUCGGAGACCCCAAGUGUCUGUGCCUCAGACCCGUGCGCUCCAGGGGCCGAGUGCCAGGCUAUGGAGAAUGGUGGCUACACCUGUGGGCCCACAGAGCCCCGGGGUUGUGCCAGCCAGCCAUGCCACCAUGGCGCUCUGUGUGUGCCCCAGGGGCCAGAUCCCGAUGGCUUCCGCUGCUACUGCGUGCCCGGAUUCCAGGGCCCACGCUGUGAGCUGGACAUUGACGAGUGUGCAUCCCGGCCCUGCCACCACGGGGCCACCUGUCGCAACCUGGCUGAUCGCUAUGAGUGCCACUGCCCCCUUGGCUAUGCAGGGGUGACCUGCGAGACGGAGGUGGACGAGUGUGCCUCGGGGCCCUGCCUGCACGGGGGCUCGUGCCUGGACGGCGUGGGCUCCUACCGGUGCGUGUGCGCGCCGGGCUACGGGGGCGCGAGCUGCCAGCUGGACCUGGACGAGUGCCAGAGCCAGCCGUGCGCGCACGGGGGCCGGUGCCACGACCUGGUCAACGGGUUCCGGUGCGACUGCGCGGACACGGGCUACGAGGGCGCGCGCUGCGAGCAGGAGGUGCUGGAGUGCGCUUCGGCUCCCUGCGCAAACAACGCGUCCUGCCUUGAGGGCCUCGGGACCUUCCGCUGCCUCUGCUGGCCAGGCUACAGUGGCCAGCGGUGCGAGGUGGAUGAGGACGAGUGUGCGUCGGGCCCCUGCCAGCAUGGGGGACAGUGCCUGCAGCGCUCAGACCCAGCCCUCUACGGAGGCGUCCAGGCUGCCUUCCCCGGCACCUUCAGCUUCCGUCACGCUGAGGGUUUCCUAUGCCGCUGCCCUCCGGGCUUUGAGGGGGACGAAUGUGACGUGGAUGUGGACGAGUGUGCCUCACGGCCAUGCCUCAGUGGAGGCCGCUGCCAGGACCUGCCCAAUGGCUUCCAGUGCCACUGUCCGGAUGGCUACACAGGCCUGACGUGUCAGGAAGAUGUGGACGAAUGCCUGUCGGAGCCCUGCCUCCAUGGCGGGACCUGUGAUAACACCGUGGCAGGCUAUACCUGCUGGUGCCCGGAGACCUGGGGCGGGCACGACUGCUCUGUGCAGCUCACCGGCUGCCAGGGCCACACUUGCCCACCCGCUGCCACCUGCAUCCCCAUCUUCAAGUCUGGGCUCCAUAGCUAUGCCUGCCGCUGCCCACCUGGUACCCACGGACCUUUUUGUGGCCAGAACACCACCUUCUCUGUGGUGGCUGGGAGCCCUGUGCGGGCCUCGGUGCCAGCUGGAGGUCCCCCGGGUCUGGCACUGAGGUUUCGCACCACACUACCUGCCGGUGCCUUGGCCACUCGCACUGACACUCAGGACAGCUUGGAGCUGGCACUGGCGGGGGGCACGCUUCAGGCCACACUCUGGAGCCAUGGCAACGCCACCGUGCUUCCCCUGGGGCCGCUGGACCUGGCCCUAAAUGAUGGCCACUGGCACCAAGCCGAGAUUUCGCUCCGCCCGGGGGUCCUGGAGCUGCGGCUCUGGCAUGAGGACUGCCCUGCCCGGCUGUGUGUGGCUUCCAGUCCUGUGGCCCCAGCUCCCGUGGCUUCCGCGGCCCCGACGCCUGCCAGGUUCUGCUCCGCCCAGCUGGGUGGCGCAGCCUUCGAGGGCUGCCUCCAGGACGUGCGUGUGGACGGUCACCUCCUGCUGCCCGAGGAUCUCGGCAAGAAUGUCCUCCUGGGCUGCGAGCGCCGUGAACAGUGUCAGCCUCUGCCUUGUGCCCAUGGAGGGGCCUGCGUGGACCUGUGGACUCACUUCCACUGCAAAUGCCCCCGGCCCUACAGUGGUCCUACAUGUGCUGAUGAGGUUCCUGCUGCCACCUUUGGCUUGGGGGGCACCCUGAGCUCUGCCUCCUUCUUGCUCCACCAGCUGCCAGGCCCCAACCUCACCGUGUCCUUCCUCCUCCGUACUCGGGAACCUGCUGGCCUGCUGCUCCAACUUGCCAAUGACUCAGUAGCUGGGCUAACAGUAUUCCUGAGCAAGGGCCAGAUCCAGGCUGAGGUGCUGGGCGGGCCCGCUCUGGUGCUCCCUGGGCGCUGGGAUGAUGGGCUCCGCCACCUGGUGACGCUCAGCUUCGGGCCUGACCAGCUGCAGGGCUUGGGGCAGGAGGUGCACGUGGGUGGGAGGCUCCUCCCUGCGGACGCCCAGCCCUGGGGUGGGCCCUUCCGAGGCUGCCUCCAGGACCUGCGACUCAAUGACCUCCACCUCCCAUUCUUUCCGCCGCUGCCGGGGAACUCAAGCCAGCCCGGCGAGCUGGACAGCAGGCAGUCCUGGAACCUCACCAUGGGCUGCGUCUCCGAGGACACAUGCAGUCCUGACCCCUGUCUCAAUGGUGGAAUGUGUCUCGUCACCUGGAAUGACUUCCACUGCACCUGCCCUGUCAACUUCACGGGGCCAACAUGUGCCCAGCGGCUGUGGUGUCCUGGCCAGCCCUGCCUCCCGCCUGCCACCUGCGAGGAGGUCCCCGAUGGCUUUGUCUGUGUGGCCGAAGCCACGUUCCGCGAGGGCCCCGCCGUCGCUUUCAGCGGGCACAACGCGUCGUCGGGGCGCUGGCUCAGCGGCCUCUCGCUGGCCUUCCGCACGCGCGACUCCGAGGCCGGGCUGCUGCGCGCCGCCGCGGGCGCCCACACCGUCUGGCUGGCAGUGCGCAACGGCUCCCUGGCGGCGGGCGUGCGCAGCGGCCGCGGCCUGCCCGGGGCGGUGCUGCCGGCGUCGGGGCCGCGCGUGGCCGACGGCGCCUGGCACCGCGUACUGCCUGUCCUGCCAGAGGCGUGCAGCUUGAACUUCACCUGCCUCAAUGGUGGCCCCUGUGAGGGUGGGCCCCGGGCUGCCAACUGCAGCUGCCAGGAAGGCUUUGCUGGCCAGAGAUGUCAGAUCCCCUGUGAAGCCAACCCCUGCUUGAACGGGGGCACCUGCCGGGCAGCCGGUGGGGUGUAUGAAUGUAUCUGCAGUGCGAGGUUCUCAGGCCAGUUCUGUGAAGUGGUGAAAAGCCUGCCGCUGCCACUGCCGUUCCCGCUGCUGGAGGUGGCGGUGCCCGCGGCCUGCGCCUGCCUCCUCCUCCUCCUCCUGGGCCUCCUCUCAGGGAUCCUGGCGGCCAGGAAGCGCCGCCAGUCAGAGGGCACCUACAGCCCGAGCCAGCAGGAGGUGGCUGGGGCCCGGCUGGAGAUGGACAGUGUCCUCAAGGUGCCGCCUGAGGAGAGACUCAUCUAGGCCUGCCUGGCUGCGGGCUCUGGCACCUGCGAGGUGCGCCUACCUGAGGACCCAAGGAAGCCGCUUCCAGGAGCCUGCAGGGAAGUGGCUGGCCUCUUACCAGCCUUGGGGAGCUGCCGGAGAGCCUGGGAGACCUGCUGGGCAAGUGUCACCUUUGCCGGCAGCCCCUGCCUGCGCCCCAUUUGUGGACGGGAGAGGGGAGCACCACGGGAAGCACUCAGGGAAGCAGACCGGGGCCUGGCAAGGCCGUGGACGUCUCCAUCGGACCUGCCAGCUCUUGCCCCGGCAGGCGGACUGCUGUGCCGGGGAGGGGCACACGCAGGUGCACACGGUGCAUUCAGAAGUGCGUGUGGGCACGUACCUGGGGACUGCUGAUCUGCAGAUGCCAGUGAGAGUGUUCUGGAUGGGGCUUGUGGGCCUGUCCGUGCCUUUGCUGUGGGCGCGCAGGACCGUGUAGUGGGUGCAGGCCCCACAGAGGUGCGGCUGGGCAGCGGGGAUACCCUUCGCAGCCCUGGGGCAGGGGCAGUACGUGUUCUCCGGGAGGCCAGGCCAAGGCUUGCCCAGGGACCGAGACCCCCCAGCUCUGGCGUCUUCUCCCAUGUCUGAGGCUGUCCCCAACCUGGAGGCAACUGGGAAACCGGAAGGAGGGUGGUCAUCAGCCAGCGGCCCCUGGCUCCCAGGACAAAUGCUCCUUCCGGCAGCUGUGUGGCAGAGUCGGACCACAGCCAGGGCGGAUCUGCGGGAGCAGAGGACGGGCUGCCCCCAGCCGUCCCACCUUGCGGCCUCCGCCUACCUCACAGCGCUGUGGUGAGGAUCAGUGGAUGACAGCGGGGAAAGAGCCCGGGACGGUGUGCGCUACUGGGUUGUCUGGGUCACCCUUUUAGCUUUCAGGAAGGGUUGUCCCUCUGACUGGAGCCGAGAGAAAGUUGGGGGUGGGCUUUCCCGGGGGCCUGCAAGCGGGCCAGAGGAUAAAGGAGCAAAACUUCUGCCUCCCCCCCGCACCCCCCGCCCCCCGCCACGUCCCGCCUGACCACCUCUGGUUCUCCAGGGCCAGCACUCCCCUGUCACAGCUGCCUGGUGAGGCCACUCCUUCACCUACAGACCAGUCAUCUCUCUAAAUGGCUGGGGGCAGUGGAUUCAGGACUCGCAGGAAGGCCUCCGAGUUGUUUGCUGAACUCAGCAAAUGUUGGCAUGGCCUCUUUGUGUCGGGGCUGGUCCUGCAGACACAGACACAGACACAGGGGAAGAAUGUGCUGCUUUCCUUCCAGUCGGUCCCUUCCCUGGUAAUGUCAUCACACUGAUCCCAGAGGAGCACCCGCCCUCCCGGCCCCCAGUGCCGGGCCUCCUCCCAGCCCCACGGAGUCCCUUUGUCCCUGACCUGGAGACAUGCCCUUCUGUCUCUCCUGUUUCCUUGGCCAGCACCUCCUGUGCCAAGACCAGGGGACCCCUUCCCAGUUUUAGAUUGGCGGUUGACUUUCCCCGGCUCCCCUCGGGGUCUCAGGCAGCUUCCAGAGGCACAGGAUCAAAUCUGUGGGAGAACCGCGUGGUGAUGAGGGGUAAGGGAGCAUGUGGGCGCCCUCAGACUGAGGGGUUCAGCUGAGGCUGGGACAGGAAGGGCCCUGAACGCUGGGGUAAGGGGCUUGAUGAGUCCUUAUCCUGUAGGAGGUGGGACCUUUCCCCCAACCUUCUCCACUAUGACUCCUGGGAAGGUGGGGGAGGAAACAUCCGGUACCAGCACCUUAGCCACAGCUGGUGCUUUGGUUCUUUACUUUAUUAAAUCAGGGAUUUGGCAAACCUAUGUCCUUGCAGACUCCUAAGACACACGGAACCCCAAUAAAUAAAAGUGCCACUUUUUGGGGA
Panthera uncia (snow leopard) is the source of this 5287-nucleotide messenger RNA. It is a transcript of the gene CRB2, whose product is annotated as crumbs cell polarity complex component 2. NCBI's taxonomy places the organism in Eukaryota, Metazoa, Chordata, Mammalia, Carnivora, Felidae. The transcript has 13 exons. The record is from RefSeq and is a predicted model, not a curated record. Gene Ontology annotation, cellular component: plasma membrane; protein-containing complex. Gene Ontology annotation, biological process: heterophilic cell-cell adhesion; establishment or maintenance of epithelial cell apical/basal polarity. Bases 89 to 3427 code for a protein of 1112 amino acids. Gene Ontology annotation, molecular function: calcium ion binding.